AAUGACUCUGGAGUCCAUCAUGGCGUGCUGCCUGAGCGAGGAGGCCAAGGAAGCCCGGCGGAUCAACGACGAGAUCGAGCGGCAGCUCCGCAGGGACAAGCGGGACGCCCGCCGGGAGCUCAAGCUGCUGCUGCUCGGGACUGGAGAGAGUGGCAAGAGUACGUUCAUCAAGCAGAUGAGAAUCAUCCACGGGUCGGGAUACUCUGAUGAAGACAAAAGGGGCUUCACCAAGCUGGUGUAUCAGAACAUCUUCACGGCCAUGCAGGCUAUGAUCAGAGCCAUGGACACGCUCAAGAUCCCCUACAAGUACGAGCACAAUAAGGCUCAUGCACAAUUAGUUCGAGAAGUUGAUGUGGAGAAGGUGUCUGCUUUUGAGAAUCCCUACGUAGAUGCAAUAAAGAGUUUAUGGAAUGAUCCUGGAAUCCAGGAAUGCUAUGAUAGACGACGAGAAUAUCAAUUAUCUGACUCUACCAAAUACUAUCUUAAUGACUUGGACCGUGUUGCCGACCCUGCCUACCUGCCUACGCAACAAGAUGUGCUUAGAGUUCGAGUCCCCACCACAGGGAUCAUCGAAUACCCCUUUGACUUACAAAGUGUCAUUUUCAGAAUGGUCGAUGUAGGGGGCCAAAGGUCAGAGAGAAGAAAAUGGAUACACUGCUUUGAAAAUGUCACCUCUAUCAUGUUUCUAGUAGCGCUUAGUGAAUAUGAUCAAGUUCUCGUGGAAUCCGACAAUGAGAACCGAAUGGAGGAAAGCAAAGCCCUCUUUAGAACAAUUAUCACAUAUCCCUGGUUCCAGAACUCCUCAGUUAUUCUGUUCUUAAACAAGAAAGAUCUUCUAGAGGAGAAAAUUAUGUAUUCCCACCUAGUUGACUACUUCCCGGAAUAUGAUGGACCCCAGAGAGAUGCCCAGGCAGCUCGAGAAUUCAUCCUGAAGAUGUUCGUGGACCUGAACCCAGACAGUGACAAAAUUAUCUACUCCCACUUCACGUGCGCCACAGACACCGAGAACAUCCGCUUUGUCUUUGCUGCCGUCAAGGACACCAUCCUCCAGUUGAACCUGAAGGAGUACAAUCUGGUCUAAUUGUGCCUCCUCGACACCGCCCUUCCCUUCCUUGGUGGGCUAUCGAAGCUGUACAAGAGGGACUGUAUUUCUGUGGAAAGCAAUUUGCAUAAUACUAAUUUAUUGCCGUCCAGGACUCUGUGUGAGCGUGUCCACAGAGUUUGUAGUAAAUAUUAUGAUUUUAUUUAACUAUUCAGAGGAAAAACAGAAUGCUGAAGUACAGUCCCAGCACAUUUCCUCUCUAUCUUUUUUUUUAGGCAAAACCUCGUGACUCAAUGUAUUUUAAAUUCUCAGUCAUGCACUCACAAAGAUAAGAGUUGAUUCAUUGUUUUCCUCUCUGUCCCUGUCCCUCUUUCUCUCCCCCCACCCCUCUUUCCUCCUUUCCCACUGAGCAAAAUGAAGCUGAUUUCCUAUUUCCUAACCUAUAACCUCCCUCCUGAUUUUUCCCGGGUUACAAUGGCCUUUAUCCUAGUUCCAUCCUUGGUCAGGUUUUUCUCCCGAAUGAAACGGUUCAGGAUGACAUCAUUCGAUUUAAGCCAUCAACAUCAGCUUAGUUGAACAUUUUUUAGUUUUUGCUGAAGGAUUACAAGUAUUAAUACUAUGGUUUUAACUGUAUUGCUCUGGAUACACAUAUAGAGGUUUUUAUGUAAGUAUAUUGUCUUGCCUCACUUUGGCCUGGAUGCCUGUCUAACAGUUAAGUGUCAUUCCUUUUGGAUUUCUGCCUUCAGCCAUAGUGUGGCUGCUCAGAGGGAUGUGCAGAUGUCAGUGAGACGAGGGCAGAGACGCGCGGAAGGAGUCCUAUCUUUUAAAAUGCCACAUGCCAUCGUCCUUCCUCCCUUCCUUGCUUUUUCUUUUUUCACCCUCUCUUCUUUAAAUCACAGAUGCCAAAAAAAAAAAAAAAAUGCCAACAGACACUACAUUACCCUAGUGGCUGCUACCCAGGGCCUUUUCAUAGGUUGCUCUUAAUUUUUUUCCCCUUGGUUAGGAUUUUUCCUCCCUUUUUUUUCUGAGUGUUUGGGCCACAAUUUUUAGUUGAUUUUUAUUAUAGGUCUGUGUUGCCAAAGCUGGCUUUUUGUAAAACAGAAUAAGAACUUAAACGAUAAAAGCCAGUAUCUUAAAAUGUAAGAGAAUAAGACUGUGAAGCCUAAAAUGAUUGGCUGAGAAUGAACCUGCAACACCAAUUGCCAAACAAUUGGUAACUGUACAUUUGAUUCUCACGGUCCAUGCUUUUUUAGUCCUUACUGUUGAGUCUCCACGUUCCAUGUCGAGUGUCCAAAUCAGCAAUGUGGAAAAGUGUCCUCUGUGAUGCAACGUGACAUUUGCUUGUGUCUCUUCAUUUGAAGCCAGUUGUACUCUUUAUGUUCUUUAAGGUCGAGUAGGUCUGCCAAGAACACUGAUUGAUAGUAUUAUUCUGACACCUUUAAUUUGCAAAAUCUGAAGCUACUGCUCGUUUACCACCUUUGGAUCUUUUUAAACUGGUGACUGGUUAAGUAGAACUUAAGGAAGAUUUGUGGACUAAACUCAAAAGUAACCUCUCACUGUUCUGUAGAACACUAUUUAUGUAACUGAACCUGCUUGGAGAGAGAUCUGGAGUUCUCUGUGUGCAAUUUCCAACAAAUGCAAAAAAAUACAGCACGUGCAUGGAUGAGCUCUCCUGUCAAGCAGCGUGAGUUGAAAUAGGUUUUAAGAAAAUAAAUCCAGAUUGUUUUAAACCUGCUGGAAAGUUAGAAUGAGGCCAUGAUGUGGUCUCAUUUUAACUAUAAUGCUAUUUGGCACAAGUCUGAACUUCCAUUUAAAUCACUCUCUUGAAACAGCAAAGGGGAGGGAGAAAACUGUGGGCUUAUUAGAUGAGGACAAGGGUUAUUACUAAGUGGUAAUGCAGUGUUCUCAUUCUGCACUCUCCCAGCCUCAAACAACACAGGUUACUUUUUUUUUUCCUUGCUCAGAAAGCACCUGUAAUUUAAUCAAGAAACAGACUGCCUGUAAGUAUAGUGCAAUUAUGAAUGCUCUAAUCGUUGUACAUACAUCUCUCCCUUGAUAUUGCAGCAUCCAUACUGGCUUUGUGAUCAUUAAUUGUUUUGGCAGAUUGAAUGUGCUGUAUUGAUAUGUAUCUAUGUAAUUGUAUGUCUUAUAGCUAAUUCACAUUUUGAAUAAUGUUAUUUUAUUUACUUUUUUAAGAGAGGAGAAUGUAAAUUUGUCAGUUUAUUUCUGACUAGGGAUAUUUUUUUUUUCCAUUUAGAAAACAAGAAAAAAAAAAAAACCUUACUCUCGUACAGAGCGGUACUAGCAUCGUGCUGUAUAAAAUCAUUUGCACAUUCCUGAGUAGAGGUAUACUGAUUAUAAGACCCAAAGGUAAUUUCAUAGCAAAAUACAUAAAAUCAGUUGGAGCUUUUAUACAAACAUGGAAAACAACUUUGUAGAACUUUUGCCAUUUACCUAGGAUUGGAAUAUGAGCUUUUAUACAAUUCAUAUUCUUAUUUGGCAAAUGCACAGUUUAGUAUUACCUCUCUGGUGGCCUUUACUAGAAAGGCAGUUUUAGAAGCUAUUGUGAUCCACUAAGGAAAUGUUUUAACAGCUAGAGACCACUGCUUGCCUGAAAGGGCGAUCUUAAAUUUGGUGCAGCAAAAAAAAUAAAAAUAAAAAAGAAAAUAAAAAAAAGAAAACAAAUGUAAACAACAUUUGAAGGCCUACAGUGUGUAUAGAGAAAACCUCAUCACAAGAUCAUAAGUGUUACAGUUGUAGGGAAUCAAGAUAUUCUAUUUAAUAGAGCUAUAGUAGAUUGUAGUCGAUUAAACCUGAUCUCAAAGCUCGGAGGAAGCUGAGCAGCACAGGGAAAGACUGUUCUGUGUGCUUUUAUGAAAUUGGGAUGGAAUUGCUAUGCAGAAUUGAGGUUUGUGGCCUCACUGUCCCUCCUAGGGUGCAUGACAAGAUCCCUUCUCUCGAGAAAGGAAAAAAUUGAUCACCCUACCUGCAGUGAUGCCUGGAAACCUACUUGUAGCCACACUAGUCAGUCGAAGCUAAAGGAUUUUCUUUUUCCUUUCUUUGUUUGGGGUUUUAUUGAAGGGGAUAGGGGUGGGAAGGGAUUCUUUUCAGUUUUGUAUAAAAACAAAGUUUACUCAUGCUUUAUAUUAUAUUCUGAUUGCAAGCGUUAUCAGCGUGUGCCACUGGACUCCUGUUGAGGCUGUAGGUGACGGAGGCUGUGGCAGGUUUUAUGACUUGGGCAUGUCUUAUUCAGAAACAAAAACCCCAAAAAACCUUUCUUCAGCAUACCAAGGCAAGCAGCCAUUUCAUGACUCACUAACACAUUGCAGUGUACCAGUUUACAGAUGAUUUUUCCCUUUUUUGCGUGGCACGGCAGUUCCAACCCACAGAGAAUUCCUUAUUUGUAAAUUGGAGGUUGUACUAUGCCUUACAGAGCUUAAAUUCAGAAGUUUGUGCCUCAUAUCUGAAACAAAGGGAAAUAACCCGCCCAUUCGAAAGUAAAUACAUCCCCUCAAAGUGUGUGUGUUGUUUUUUUUAACAUUCCCAUAUAAAGAGCUCUGUUGAAUGUCAUGAAUAGACUGGGGGAGGGGGGCCUUUUAGGAACCUGCAUAUGUUGUUUACUAACAAAUGACAUCUACAAAAGGUAUUUGAAGAACACCUGAAACUUGUAUUUUUUUGUAGAUUAACUAGCAGGUCUAAUAUUUUAAAAGGCAAUUCAGCUAAAGGACAAUUUACUUUUUGUACUUCAGACUAUCUUGAUUGUCAAGGUGUACGAACUGUAAUCUUAAAAUUUAUACUGCCACAUGACUGUAAAUUUUAGUUGUCUUAAGUUAGGAAUCGGUGAAAUGCUAUUUAUGCUGGAUUUGGGUCAAAAUGACUUAUUUGCAAAAAAAUAAAAAAAUAAUGGGAAGAAAGGGCUGCAUAAUGAAAUACCGCAAGACUCAGAUACUGGUUGGAAAUAACCUUCAAAUUACCUUCAAUUUUUCUGUUUUCAGUUUCUCAAAAAAGGACGAAUGAAAUGAAAUAUAGCAGAAUGUUAACCCAUAUAAAAAUAAAGUGUACCCAAAUAUUGUAAUGUA
Molecule: messenger RNA, 5121 nt
Organism: Myotis daubentonii (Daubenton's bat)
Lineage: Eukaryota; Metazoa; Chordata; Mammalia; Chiroptera; Vespertilionidae
Product: guanine nucleotide-binding protein G(q) subunit alpha
Biological process (GO): glutamate receptor signaling pathway; adenylate cyclase-activating G protein-coupled receptor signaling pathway
Cellular component (GO): cytoplasm; heterotrimeric G-protein complex
Molecular function (GO): G-protein beta/gamma-subunit complex binding; guanyl nucleotide binding; GTPase activity
Source: RefSeq, a predicted model, not a curated record